UAUGGUGUUGCGAAUUGGGUCGAUUAUGUCAUGGCGGGUUGGUUAGUUAUAUGUUUUCGCCAGUUGAAUUUAUUGAAAUUGUUUUGAAUUACGCCGUCAAUGAUCUCGUUUUAUUCGUUGUUGUUUGACAUUAAGCUUAUUUAUAUAUUCGUGACCCUCUCCUAAACAAUUCAAAUGCUGAAACAAUUGCAAAUGGGCCUUCGCACGUUUAUGCUUAUCGCAUCUAAAGUAUGGAGUUGUUUUUGUUACAUGUUUAAGAAGCAAUAUCGAGCGUUGGCGCAAUAUCAAUCUGUCAAGUAUGAAAUAUAUCCCCUUUCCCCGGUAUCUAGACACAGGCUGAAUCUGGUCAAAAGGAAAAUGUUGGUACUAGAUCUGGACGAAACAUUAAUCCACUCGCACCACGAUGCGAUGUUGCGGCCGACAGUGAAACCCGGCACUCCGCCGGAUUUCGUGCUCAAAGUCACCAUAGACAAACAUCCAGUGCGGUUCUUUGUGCACAAGAGGCCGCAUGUUGACUAUUUUCUAAAUAUUGUGUCACAGUGGUACGAGCUGGUGGUGUUCACGGCGUCGAUGGAGAUAUAUGGCGCAGCUGUGGCUGAUAAGUUGGACAAUGGCCGGGGUAUACUUAGGAAGAGAUUCUAUAGACAACAUUGCACGGCCGAGCACGGGUCGUACACAAAGAAUUUGUCGUCAAUAUGUGAUGACCUCAACAGGGUGUUCAUACUGGACAAUUCACCCGGCGCUUACCGGGACUUUCCAGACAACGCCAUACCAAUAAAGUCGUGGUUCUCGGACCCGCUGGACGUGGCGCUGCUGAACCUGCUGCCCGUGCUGGACGCGCUGCGGUUCACGCACGACGUGCGCUCCGUGCUGUCCCGCAACCUGCAUCUGCACCGCCUCUGGUAGCACUAUGAGUACCAGCUUUUGUACAAAUAAGGACGCCACAGGUCUCCUAAUCUUAUUUAUUUUUAUUUUCUGUUAGAGCAGCGUAUCUACUAUACAUAUAGAUAUAAAUAGUUAAUAAUUUUUGUACUACCCGCCAAUGUUUAAGAUCCGUUCUAUAAGUCUUCCCUUUGUAAAUAUGCCAACAAACAUUUUCUAUCUUGUUUAUGGGUCGUUCAUACGAGCGUUUCGACCGCCACGGCCGCGAUUUUAUUACAAUACGUAAACUUUCUUGCGAAAACGAUCGUUCCUAAAAUCAAAUAUUAAUAAAACAUUACUACAUUAUUAUAUAAAGUCUGGUAAUCUGUUCUUGUGUUUGUAAAAAUUUGAAAAAUGUAAGGACACUGCGGCUUCGGCGGUCAAAACGCUCGAAGAACGAUCCUUAUAUACCAAAGUGACUCAUAUUUAAUAGUUUUUCAUAGGCCGCCACUAGUUUCCGGUUCCGGAAGGGAAACGUUGCGAGGAAACUUCUUACUGAAUAAUAUCAAGCAAAUAAAUUGUGUUUGUUUAUAAGUUCAUUUGAUAAUAAACAAUGAGAAGUUCUCACUUAUGUAAAUAUCACCGAAUAUUUACAUUAGUGAGAAGUUCUCACUAAUGUAAAUUUUCUGUUUGUUCUCACUGAGAACUAUUACGGUUUCAAACGUUCUUGAUUGUGUUGAGUGUAGAUUGCAUAUUGAGUCGAUGGAUUAUUAUGAAACACAACUGUUAUUAAGAAUUUGUUUGUUCGCUCUGUAAAUAGUUGACCAGGAACUUGGCACGAAGCUCUUAUUUAUUACGGCUGAUGUUUCAGUGUAGUUGCAUCCGUCGUGGUCACAGCUAUACCAGUGGAGUUAGCGUCAAAAUAAAUAAGAUGAUCGUACUAAGAACCAAUAAAGUGAAAAGCUAUUUAACUCUGUGCGCGGAUGGUGUCGCUAUAAUCAUUGCAAUUCUUGCAAAAAUAUAUGGGCCACGAUUAGUUUGUGAUUCGACCGCGCGCAAUAGUUAUGCGAUUGCUUUUUUCUAUCGUAAUAUAAAAAGAUAUAAAAGAUUUGUGGCGGGUAGUAUAGUAUGAUUGUGACGCGUGACGAGGCGUUGUGAGUUACCUACGUUCGUAGGAGUGCGUUACGGACGCAAGUCUAUGCAUAACAGUUCCCUUAGUUUGUAAAGUAAAGUAAAAUGGAGAAAAUUUGCGGUUUAUAAAAAAAAAUUGGGUAACAUAAUUUUACCUUCUUUGUACUUUUUUUUUUUAAUAUUUUCUCUAAAAUGCAAAUAUAUGAACGUUGUGAAAUGAAUAUCCUAUCGAAAAAUCAUAGACAAUAUUAUGAUAGCAAAAGAAUAAAUGAACUGAUGUUAUA
Molecule: messenger RNA, 2276 nt
Organism: Plodia interpunctella (Indianmeal moth)
Lineage: Eukaryota; Metazoa; Arthropoda; Insecta; Lepidoptera; Pyralidae
Gene: Dd
Product: Dullard
Exons: 7
Coding region: 175-906 (243 amino acids)
Molecular function (GO): phosphoprotein phosphatase activity
Source: RefSeq, a predicted model, not a curated record